Messenger RNA from Danio rerio (zebrafish), 3679 nucleotides. NCBI's taxonomy places the organism in Eukaryota, Metazoa, Chordata, Actinopteri, Cypriniformes, Danionidae. The record is from RefSeq and is a predicted model, not a curated record.
AUGAUCCUGGACAAUCAGGAGUUUUUGAGUUCUGCAGCAGAUCACGUGUGUCAGUUUGUGAAAGGAAUUGUGGGUAAAAACCCUUUACUCCUGAAAGAACUGAAUCUGAAUGAUCGUCAACUACAAGACACAACUGUGAAGAAGCUUUCUGUCCUGCUGCAGGACAAACACUGUAAAAUCAGUACACUGACUCUGAAUAUUUCCAAUAUCACAGAAGAAGAUUGUGCUGCUUUGACUUCAGCAUUUAUUUUAAACCCUUCAAACCUAAAAGAGCUGAAUCUGAGUGGAAAUAAACUGGGAAACUCAGGAAUAUCUAAGAUCUGCCCGCUGUUGGAAAAUAAACAAUGUGGAUUGGAGAAACUGAGAUUAUCAGACUGCAGUAUCAGUGAAGAAGGUUAUAAAGCUCUGGCUUCAGCUCUGAAAUCAAACCCUUCACACCUGAUAGAGCUGGAUCUCAGAGGAAAUGAUCCUGGACAAUCAGGAGUAAAGGAGCUCACUGAGUUACUACAGGAUCCUCUGUGUAAAGCAAAACUGAGGUUUUUGAGUUCUGCAGCAGAUGACGUGUGUCAGUUUGUGAAAGGAAUUGUGGGUAAAAACCCUUUACUCUUGAAAAAACUGAAUCUGAAUGAUCGUCAACUACAAGACACAACUGUGAAGAAGCUUUCUGUCCUGCUGCAGGACAAACACUGUAAAAUCAGUACACUGACUCUGAAUAUUUCCAAUAUCACAGAAGAAGAUUGUGCUGUUUUGACUUCAGCAUUUAUUUUAAACCCUUCAAACCUAAAAGAGCUGAAUCUGAGUGAAAAUAAACUGGGAAACUCAGGAAUAUCUAAGAUCUGCCCGCUGUUGGAAAAUAAACAAUGUGGAUUGGAGAAACUGAGGUUUUUGAGUUCUGCAGCAGAUCACGUGUGUCAGUUUGUGAAAGGAAUUGUGGGUAAAAACCCUUUACUCCUGAAAGAACUGAAUCUGAAUGAUCGUCAACUACAAGACACAACUGUGAAGAAGCUUUCUGUCCUGCUGCAGGACAAACACUGUAAAAUCAGUACACUGACUCUGAAUAUUUCCAAUAUCACAGAAGAAGAUUGUGCUGCUUUGACUUCAGCAUUUAUUUUAAACCCUUCAAACCUAAAAGAGCUGAAUCUGAGUGGAAAUAAACUGGGAAACUCAGGAAUAUCUAAGAUCUGCCCGCUGUUGGAAAAUAAACAAUGUGGAUUGGAGAAACUGAGUUUGUCAGACUGCAGUAUCAGUGAAGAAGGUUAUAAAGCUCUGGCUUCAGCUCUGAAAUCAAACCCUUCACACCUGAUAGAGCUGGAUCUCAGAGGAAAUGAUCCUGGACAAUCAGGAGUGAAGGAGCUCACUGAUUUAUCACAGUACAGAUGUAAAACACUGACCAUCAGGUUUUUGAGCGGUUCUGGUGCAGAAGAAGCAUGUGCUCAUCUCACUAAAGUUGUGGGGAUAAGUCCAUUAUUACUGACAGAACUGGAUCUGAAUGAAGAUAAGUUAAAAGAUCUGGAUGGAGAGAAACUCUCUGCUCUUCUGAUGGACUCUCAUAGCAAAGUGGAGAAAAUGAAGCUGAAUAAUUGUGAGCUGACAGAGAAAAGCUGUCCAGUUCUAGCUGCUGUUCUCUCCUCUAAAACCAACUUGAAAGAGCUGAACCUGAACAACAGUCGUCUGCUGGACUCAGGAGUCAGAGUGAUCUGUGAGGGACUAAAGAAUCCUGUGUGUGAGCUGAAGAUACUCAAUCUUUCAGACUGCAGUAUCAGUGAAGAAGGUUAUAAAGCUCUGGCUUCAGCUCUGGGAUCAAACCCAUCACACCUGAUAGAGCUGGAUCUCAGAGGAAAUGAUCCUGGACAAUCAGGAGUGCAGGAGCUCACUGAUGUUAAGCUGAAUAACCUAACACUGAAGUUCUUGAGUCCUGCUGUAGAUGAAGUCUGUCAGUUUGUGAAAGGAAUUGUGGGUAAAAACAUAUUACUCCUAAAAGAUCUGAAUCUGAGCGGACACAAACUAGACUUCAAAAAAGUCAGUCAGCUUGCUGCCGUAGUGCUUGAUAAACACUGUAAACUGAACACAAUUCACUUUCUAAGCAGUUCUGAUGCAGUAGAAGCAAAUGAGUACCUUACAGAUGCUUUGGGCACAAAUCCACUACUACUGACAGAACUGGAUCUGAGCAAAGUGAAACUUAAAGACCACAACUGGGAGAAACUUUCUGCAUUUUUGCUGGACUCUUGCUGCAUAGUGGAGAAAAUAAUGUUAAAUAAAUGUGAGGUGACAAAGAAAAUGUGUUCAGUUCUAGCUACUGUUCUCUCCAAAAAUAAACUCCUGAAAGAGAUGGACCUGAAUAGCAGCCCUCUGCUGGAUUCAGGUGUCAAAAAGAUCUGCGAGGGACUGAAGAAAUCUUCGCUUAAAAUACUGAAUCUUUCAGACUGCAGUAUCAGUGAAGAAGGUUAUAAAGCUCUGGCUUCAGCUCUAAGAUCAAACCCUUCACACCUGAUAGAGCUGGAUCUCAGAGGAAAUGAUCCUGGACAAUCAGGAGUGAAGGAGCUUGUUGAAAUGCAACAGCGCUCUUCACUGAAGACAUUAAGGUUUUUUCAAGGUCCUGCUGAAGAAACUUAUCAGUAUUUGAUUCGUGUCUUCAAACAAAAUCCAUUAAUCUCAAAGGAGCUGAAUCUGAAUGAAACCAAACUAGACCUAGAAAAAGUGAAUCAGCUUGCUGUUCUACUGCAGGAUAAACACUUUAGAAUCAACACACUUCAGCUCAGUAAAUGUGAUCUAACAGAGGAAAGCUGUUCAGUUCUUGCUUCAGUUCUCAGUUCAGACUCCAGCAGUCUGAAGGAACUUGACCUGAGCAAUAAUAAUCUGCAGGAUUCAGGAGUGAAGCAGCUCUGGAAUGGAUUAAAAAAUAACAACUGCACACUGGAGAAACUUAAUCUUUCAGACUGCAGUAUCAGUGAAGAAGGUUAUAAAGCUCUGGCUUCAGCUCUGAGAUCAAACCUUUCACAUCUGAUAGAGCUGGAUCUCAGAGGAAAUGAUCCUGGACAAUCAGGAGUGAAGGAGCUCACUGACUUACUGGAGGAUCGAUACACUAAAUUGAAGACUCUCAGGUUUUUAAGUCCUGAUGCAGAAAAGGCUUGUAAGUAUGUGCCUGGACUUGUUGGUAAAGAUCCAUUUCUUGUGAGAGAGCUAAAUCUGCGUGAUCAAAAACUCGGAGACACAAACAUCAAAUAUCUUGCUGCUCUGCUGCAGGAUAAACACUGUAAACUCAACACAAUUCAGCUGCUUAAAUGCAGUAUUACAGAGGAACAGUGUGUGAUCCUGACUUCAGCUCUGAAAUCAAACCCAUCACACCUGAGAGAACUGGACCUCAGUGAGAAUCAAAUUAAAAACAGAGCAGUGAAUCUCUUAUGUGACGUACUGAAAGAUUCACACUGUAAACUGGAGACACUGAGUCUGCAUGACUGUGGCAUCACAGAUGUUUCUUCUUUAGCUCAGUGUUUGACAGACACAAAAGCUCUGCAGUUUCUAAAAGAGCUUGAUCUGAGCAACAAUAAUCUUGAAGACUCAGAGAAGAAGCUGAUUGAUGCGAUGCAAGACUCAACGUGCAAUCUGAAACUAAAAAGUGAAGAGACUGCAAAGAGCACUGGUGGAUGGUUGAGAUGGUUUAAAUCUUAGAAAUCUGUUG